Messenger RNA from Canis lupus familiaris (dog), 3294 nucleotides. It is a transcript of the gene TXK, whose product is annotated as TXK tyrosine kinase. Lineage: Eukaryota; Metazoa; Chordata; Mammalia; Carnivora; Canidae. Gene Ontology annotation, molecular function: non-membrane spanning protein tyrosine kinase activity; ATP binding; protein binding. The coding region runs from base 165 to 1775 and encodes 536 amino acids. The transcript is spliced from 14 exons. The record is from RefSeq and is a predicted model, not a curated record. Gene Ontology annotation, biological process: integrin-mediated signaling pathway; tissue regeneration; peptidyl-tyrosine autophosphorylation.
UACCAGUAACUUCUUUUUGCUUUUGUGACAGUUUCUCAUCUGCCACUGGAGUAAAGGAGGGCAGAGUCAAGACCUAGCCUCUGCUUCAUAAUUCCCAACACUCCUUGGGAAUUUCCCUUGGGAAUUUCCUCCUUUGGGGUAGCACCACCAGCCUCAUCUAGCCAAUGUCAUGGACUUACAGGCCUCUCGCAAUGAUCUGCUUUUCAGAUAACACCAUCCAGUCCAUUUUCUGUUGCUGUUGCUGUUGUUCCUUGCAGAAGCGACAAGUAAGAACACAAAUAAGCCUGAGCAAAGAUGAAGAAUUUUCAGAAAAAUACACUCCGCAUCGCAGGCUGUGGUUCAGGGAAUUGCCAAGUAAGAAGCGAUCCAACAGAGGCCACACGCAGCCAUCCAAACGCAAGCCUCUGCCUCCCCUCCCACUCUCUGAGGUCACCGAAGAGAAGAUCCAAGUAAAGGCGCUCUAUGAUUUUGUGCCCAGAGAGCCAUGUGAUUUAGCUUUGAAGAGAGCAGAGGAGUACCUGAUACUGGAGAAGUAUAACCCGCACUGGUGGAAGGCGAGAGACCGUUUGGGGAAUGAAGGCUUAAUCCCCAGCAACUAUGUCACUGAAAACAAACUAACCAAUUUAGAAAUAUAUGAGUGGUACCACAGAAACAUUACCAGAAAUCAAGCAGAACGUGUUUUGAGACAAGAGUCUAAAGAAGGUGCAUUUAUUGUCAGAGAUUCAAGACAUUUGGGAUCCUACACAAUUUCUGUGUUUAUAAAAGCCAGAAGAAAUAUGGAGGCUACCAUCAAACAUUAUCAGAUUAAAAAGAAUGACUCGGGACAGUGGUACGUGGCUGAAAGACACCUCUUUCCAUCAAUCCCUGAGCUAAUCUGGUAUCACCAGCACAAUGCAGCAGGUCUCAUGACCCGUCUCCGCUACCCAGUUGGACUGAUGGGCAGCUGUUUGCCAGCCACAGCUGGUUUUAGCUAUGAAAAGUGGGAGAUAGAUCCCACUGAGUUGGCUUUUGUAAAGGAGAUUGGAAGCGGUCAGUUUGGGGUGGUCCAUUUAGGCGAAUGGCGAGCGCACAUCCGGGUAGCUAUCAAGGCCAUCAGCGAAGGCUCCAUGUCCGAGGAGGAUUUCAUCGAAGAGGCUAAAGUGAUGAUGAAAUUAUCUCAUUCAAGACUAGUCCAGCUCUAUGGGGUGUGCAUACAGCAGAAGCCCCUGUACAUUGUGACGGAGUUUAUGGAGAACGGCUGCCUGCUGAACUAUCUCAGAGACAGGAGGGGAGCACUUACGAGGGAGAUGCUGCUGAGCAUGUGCCAGGACAUCUGUGAAGGGAUGGAGUAUCUGGAGAGGAACUGCUUUAUUCAUAGGGAUUUAGCAGCAAGGAAUUGUCUGGUCAGUGCUGCAAGUAUAGUAAAAAUAUCGGACUUUGGAAUGACGAGGUACGUUUUGGAUGAUGAAUAUAUCAGUUCUUCUGGAGCCAAGUUCCCAAUCAAGUGGUCCCCUCCUGAAGUUUUCCAUUUCAACAAGUACAGCAGCAAAUCUGAUGUCUGGUCAUUUGGAGUUUUGAUGUGGGAAGUUUUUACAGAAGGAAAAAUGCCGUUUGAAAAUAAGUCGAAUCUGCAAGUUGUGGAAGCCAUUUCCAAAGGCUUCAGGCUCUACCGUCCUCAACUGGCGCCAAUGUCCAUAUAUGAAGUCAUGUACAGCUGCUGGCAUGAGAAACCUAAAAGCCGCCCCACAUUUGCUGAGCUACUGCAGGUUCUCACGGAGAUCGCAGAAACCUGGUGACCUGAAUGGAAUGCCCACCCGGAGGGUCAUCUUGCAAAAUUAUCACAAGAGGAAAUCCUGUGUGGGGUCACUGAUGGUGAACACCUUCCUUUAGAGCUGCUGACUCUUGGAAACAGUGCAGAGAUCACAGACUUUUCAAACUUUAAGGCUUAAGAUGAGUCUGGCAGUAAUUUUUCUGCACAGGUGUUUGAGAGGGGCUUCUAAACUCUGAUUUUUCUGUAAUGUUCUUCAUGUCCCAAAGGCGAAAAAGGGAAAAAUGCUCCAUCACAGUCUUCAGUGCUCUUUGUGACAAUAGCCCUGAGAGCCCCUGAGGGUAAAUGAAGACCUGACCCAUUACAGGGCUGAGGACAUUUCUUUUUUGAAGAGGAGUGAUAUUCGUUACUUCAGCGACUUGCUGAAAUAAAGAAAUUCAGCUAAUUCCUGAAAUAAAGGAGCCUCCCCUGAAGAAUUUAAUGCUUUUGAGCUGUACAGAUCCUUAUGGAAAAUGCACCUUUACAAACCACAUGAAUGUGAACAUUCUUAAACUGUCUUUUAUAAUCUUCUCUAUGUUAUUUAACUAAUCAGUUUUACCCAUACCGGAUUCCUUUGGAGAUAGCUUCUUGUAUUGCAGGGUUUUUUGUUUUUUUGUUUUUGUUUUUGUGUUUUAGGUAGGCAUGGAGCCAGCCCAUCGUGGGGCUUGAACUCCUCACCCUGAGAUCAAUGCCUGAGCUGAGAUCGAGAGUUGGAUGCUUAGCGGACUGAGCCACCCAGGCGCCCCCACCACAUUCCAGUUUUAAGCGUUGCGAAGGCAAAGUUCUUUGAACGGGCCCUGGUGACAUUUCUAUUUGCAGUAAUAUCCAUUGUCAGGGUUGGUUCAGAACCUGAAUUUCAGUCUAAAAUUUGUGUCCGUGGAGGUGAACAAUUUCAGAAGCCUUUUAAAAAACAUCUGUCGUGUAUCUUUUGUUUUUCUCAUGGUGUAAAAGAAUGCUUAUUGCACAGUUAGGUAAAGAAAUGUUCUACAUUUUGGAGGUUUCCUCUUUUUUUAAGUUAAAUUCUUAAAAAACUUUCUUGAGUAUAGUUGACACACAUGUGAUAUUAGUUUUGGGUGUACAAUGUAGUGAUUCAACAUCUCUCUAUGUUAUGCUGUGCUCAGCACAAGUGCAGCUACCGGCUGUCCCUGUACCACGAAUGCUGUUACAAUAUCAUGGUCUGUGUUCUCUAUGCUGUGCCUUUUAUUCUCAUGAUUUAUUUAUUCCCAGACUGGAAGCCUGUAUCUCCCACUCCCCUUCACCCAUUUUUCCCAUCCCUCCCUCCCCUUCCCUAUGGAAACCAUCAGUUCAUUCUCUGUAAUUAUGCGUCUGAUUUUGUAAGAAGCCUCAUUUUUCUUGUAGAAAGUACGUCUAGUAAAUUUCUAGAAGAUGACUUGUUUUUUUCCACGAGUGAGGGAAAAACCGAGAAAUCCAAAUAUUACCUACAUUCCAUUAUUUCUGAAGUACAGGGUUUUGAAUUCAAGAUAAAAUACCCAGUUGUCAUAACUCAA